AUGGCCUCCAAACAAGAAACUACGGCUAGUGGAGACACAGAAAAGGGACCGCUGCCGAUAGCAACCCCUCACAAUGUCGACCUCAACACCUCCCCCUCCUCCCUGGCUCUCGACGCCAAACAUGCCGCAUCCUCGGAACAGGAAAUGACCCUCUUGGUCGCAAUCAAGACCUACCCAAAAGCAAUCGGCUGGUCCAUCCUUCUAUCCUCAACCCUGAUUAUGGAGGGCUACGACCUCGCCCUGCUGUCCUCCCUGUACAACUCUCCCGUCUUCAACCAAAAGUACGGCGAUUUUAACCCAACCACCGGCAAAUGGGUCAUCAGCGCCGCCUGGCAGUCCGGCCUGUCCAACGGCGCCCGAGCAGGCGAGAUCCUGGGCUUGAUCCUCGCCGGCUGGGCCUCGGACCGCUGGGGCUACAGGGUGACGACUAUGGCGGGCCUCGUGCUCAUGAUAGCCUUCAUCUUUGUCCUCUUCUUCGCCCCCAACGUUGAGGUCCUCGUCCUCGGCGAGGUCCUCUGCGGUAUACCAUGGGGCGCCUUCCAGUCCGUCACCCCCGCCUACGCUUCCGAGGUGGCCCCCGUCGCGCUGCGCCCUUACCUGACCACCUUCAUCAACAUGUGCUGGGUGAUCGGGCAGUUCUUCGCCCAGGCCGUCAACUACAACAGCAUCCGCCGAGCCGACGAGUGGGCCUACAGGAUCCCCUUUGGCGUGCAGUGGGUCUGGCCGGUGCCCAUCCUGAUCGGCGUCUGGUUCGCUCCGGAGAGCCCGUGGUGGUUCGUGCGGCACGGCGACCGCGCCGCCGCGAAGCGAUCCCUACUCCGCCUCACGAGCCCGAACCAGCCGGGAUUCGACGCCGACGAAACCAUCGCCAUGAUCGAGCACACCAACGAGCUGGAGCGGCGCCUCAAGGAAGGAGUGCGGUUCCGCGACUGCUUCAGGGGCGUCGACCUGCGCCGCACAGAGGUCGUCGUCGGCAUCUGGCUGGUGCAGACGCUCGGCGGCCAGAACCUGAUGGGCUACUUCUCCUACUUCCUGACCCAGGCCGGCAUGGACGCCAGCAACUCGCUCGCGCUGUCCAUGGGCCAGUACGCGCUGGGCAUGGUCGGCACGGCGGGGAGCUGGCUGCUCAUGGCACGCGUCGGCCGCCGCACCAUCCACUUUGCCGGCCUGACCACGCAGCUGUUGAUCCUCCUCGUGGUCGGCGGGCUCGCCUUUGCCGGCACAAACGCCGGGGUCUGGGCCAUCGGCGCCAUGCUCAUCGUCUUCACCUUCAUCUACGACUUUACCGUCGGUCCCGUCACCUACUCUCUCGUCUCGGAGCUGUCGAGCACGCGACUCAAGGCAAAGACCAUCGUCCUCGCCCGCGCCGCCUACAACGCCAGCAACAUCUUUGUCAACGUCAUGACGAAUUACCAGCUGAGCAGCGCCAGCACCGGCUGGAACUGGGGCGCAAAGACGGCCUUCUUCUGGGCCGGCACCGCCGCCCUGAGCGCCAUUUGGGUCUUCUUCCGUGUACCGGAACCCAAGGGUCGCACUUAUGCUGAGCUUGAUGUCUUAUUUGAGCAGGGCGUCUCUGCGAGGAAGUUUGCUGACACAAAAAUUGAUCCGUAUGAACAUGGUUUUAGUGGUGCUGCAAAAGAAGAGCAAGUAUGA
Messenger RNA from Pyricularia grisea, 1653 nucleotides. RefSeq lists its product as uncharacterized. The transcript has a single exon. The record is from RefSeq and is a predicted model, not a curated record. Gene Ontology annotation, cellular component: membrane. NCBI's taxonomy places the organism in Eukaryota, Fungi, Ascomycota, Sordariomycetes, Magnaporthales, Pyriculariaceae. Gene Ontology annotation, biological process: carbohydrate transport; transmembrane transport. Bases 1 to 1653 code for a protein of 550 amino acids. Gene Ontology annotation, molecular function: carbohydrate:proton symporter activity.